AUGCAGCGCCUCGCCUGCGUUAGCGUUGUGCGCCGCAUGGCCGCCGCCUCCAUCGUCUCCGCCGCGGCGUGCCAGGCACCCGCCCGCUUCAGCUCCGACUACGUGAAUAAAGCCGCCAAGAAGAAGGUGGAGGAGGGCGACGAUGAGCGGUGGCUCGAGGCCGAGAUGGAUAAGAACAUCAGCACACCAGAAGAGCGCUACGCCCAUGCUCGUGAGAUCGAGGCGCUCAAGCGUAUGGUGUCUCAGCUCAAGGAAGAGCACAAGGACAACCUUGAGGAGGUGAAGCGUGAUCGAAGCAAGGAGCUUGACCGGCUCAAGGAGGAGAUGAGCGAGCUACAGCAGAAGAUCUCAAACCUGACGGAGAAGUAA
Leishmania mexicana MHOM/GT/2001/U1103 is the source of this 369-nucleotide messenger RNA. RefSeq lists its product as hypothetical. The record is from RefSeq and is a predicted model, not a curated record. NCBI's taxonomy places the organism in Eukaryota, Euglenozoa, Kinetoplastea, Trypanosomatida, Trypanosomatidae. The transcript has a single exon. Bases 1 to 369 code for a protein of 122 amino acids.